This is a messenger RNA of Salvia hispanica, 1382 nucleotides long. It is a transcript of the gene PUP5, whose product is annotated as purine permease 5. Gene Ontology annotation, molecular function: purine nucleoside transmembrane transporter activity. The record is from RefSeq and is a predicted model, not a curated record. Lineage: Eukaryota; Viridiplantae; Streptophyta; Magnoliopsida; Lamiales; Lamiaceae. Gene Ontology annotation, cellular component: membrane.
UAAUGAUCAGUACGUGUGUUUUCCAUGGCCACCCACAUUCGUUCUAAACUUCAUUAAUUACUACUAAUGGAAAGAAUCGUGGGCGCUUUGCCUUUAUCAGCAAAAUAUCUUGAGAUUAAGAGUUCCUAAUUAUCAUGUAUGUGCAGUGUUAUUUACUUCUGAAGAAGGGGGCUUUGAUACAAAGUGAGUAUGCAGCAUCAACUACUAAUGCCAGAUAUGGAAGAUCCGAGGCCGAAAACGUUCCGAGAAAAGCUCGAGGCUUACAAGGCCAUGGCUUUGAAUACAUUCAACACCAAACCUAUCUCGCAUUGGAUUCUCUUAGCUCUAAGCAGUGGAGCAAUGCUCGUGGCGUUCCCUGCCUCAUCUCUGCUAUCGCGUGUUUAUUACUCUGAUGGCGGGGAGAGCAAGUGGAUAAUCUCUUGGGUGGCUGUUGCCGGAUGGCCUAUCCCUGCAUUGGUCUUGGUUCCUACUUAUUUCGUUUUGGGAGUGUCUCCGACUCCUCUGAACCUGAAGCUCGUCGUGUCCUACAUUGUUCUGGGCUUCCUAAGUGCGGCUGACAACCUCAUGUACGCGUAUGGAUAUGCUUACUUACCCGCAUCAACUGCUUCUCUGUUGGGAUCAACGUCCUUGAUCUUCUCAACACUCUUCGGAUGCCUCUUGGUGAAGAACAAGAUCAAUGCUUCCAUCAUAAAUGCGAUUGUGAUCAUCACGGCUGCAAUGGUGAUUAUAGCCCUGGAUUCAGAUUCUGAUAGGUAUGGGAAUGUGACAGACAGACAGUACGCGAUGGGAUUUAUCUGGAACGUGCUGGGGUCCAUGCUGCACGGACUCAUAUUUGCUCUUUCGGAGCUGGUCUUUGUGAGGCUGCUCGGGAGGAGGUCCUUCCACGUCGUGCUGGAGCAGCAAGUGAUGGUUUCUUUGCUGGGAUUUGUGUUCACGACAAUGGGGCUCGUGAUCAACAACGACUUCCAGAAUAUGGCGUCUGAGGCAAAAAGUUUUAAAGGCGGUAGGAGUGCAUAUCUGUCUGUCCUCAUCUGGGGUGUGGUUACAUUCCAGCUAGGGAUUCUUGGAGCCACGGCCGCGCUGUUUCUGGCAUCGACCGUGCUGGCUGGUGUGCUCAACUCGAUACGAGUGCCCCUUACGAGCAUCGCAGCCGUUGUGAUACUCCAUGAUCCAAUGAGUGGUUUCAAGAUCCUAUCUCUCAUUGUCACCUUCUGGGGAUUUGCUUCUUACAUAUAUGGGAAUUGCACUCCAGAUAAAGACUCAUCAUUAUCUUAAUAUAUCUUGUAGUAUGAGCUACAAGUUUAGUCUUUUUUAUUUCGUUUAUAUCAAAUGUGAGAUAAGCUGGUCGUUGAUGAUUAAAUAUAUGAAUCAUAAUCUGUUUA